Symbiodinium natans is the source of this 702-nucleotide messenger RNA. Lineage: Eukaryota; Dinophyceae; Suessiales; Symbiodiniaceae. The record is from the annotation of a GenBank genome assembly.
AUGGCGACGCCCGAGCCACCCAAAGCUACCACCAAGGAGAGCCCACACAGGCCUACCACAGGUCGCUCACAAGCGGCGACGCGACAUGCGGGCAAGGCCCUGGGGCCCGUGCGCAAAGCAGCGCCUGCUGGAGCAAUCACGAGCCUGGGCGCAAGCAGGCCGAGGAGUGGCCCAAGUCGUUUGGAAGGGGUCGGAGCCGAUGGCAGGGCUUCUGGGUCGAUCCGCGCACCAGCGCCCCCUGGCAAGGCGGACCUGAAGUCGACCAGGCCCCUGAGCCCACGUCAGGUGCAAGAUGCAGCCUCCAGCACAGCCCAUCGACUGGGAGGCAGCAGGGCGUUGCCAAGAGCUGUGCGGAGUUCCCGGUACGACAACCAAAGGAAGCUGGAGGAUUUUAACCUUUUGCAGCUCAAGGGAAUGUACCAGGCCCUCACUGCAUAUGUAGAUGGAAAGUUAGGGGCGCUCGGCUUGGCCCGGUCCAUCAUCGAGGCGCUCUUUGACAGUGAGUUCAGAGGGGGAAAGCGCUGGGAUGUCAACAGUGCGAGCGCGGAACCCGCUGGACAGGGCGGCGACACCUUCGCUUGCGAAAAGAGCGCCGAAUACGACUGGAAAGACAUCUACUCUGUGGCAUCCGCCAAGGCACGAAUCCAUGUGACGCCGGAGCUCAUUAGUAUACACGACUACUCCUUCUACGUUGCUGGGUGA